Messenger RNA from Triplophysa dalaica, 5005 nucleotides. RefSeq names its product potassium voltage-gated channel subfamily KQT member 4. Gene Ontology annotation, cellular component: membrane. The coding region runs from base 619 to 2664 and encodes 681 amino acids. NCBI's taxonomy places the organism in Eukaryota, Metazoa, Chordata, Actinopteri, Cypriniformes, Nemacheilidae. Gene Ontology annotation, biological process: transmembrane transport; potassium ion transport. Gene Ontology annotation, molecular function: voltage-gated potassium channel activity. The transcript is spliced from 14 exons. The record is from RefSeq and is a predicted model, not a curated record.
AAACGGCACGACUUUGAAUUCAUCUCUCACGGAACCACCGCGCUCCUCCCCAAAGAACCGGAAUUGGCUGUGCGCUCCGGAGGGGGCAAGAGAGGGGAACCGAGGGGCAUGCCGCUUACUUUUACACGUUUCUGUUGUGCGAUUAGACGGCAUUCGUCAGACAGACUUGAGUUAUGGGAUGUAACGGGAUGGUUUAUUCCGCUGGGUGUGUUCCAAAACUUUUGUGUCAUUUGCAUAAUGCGUACUUGUGUCUCAACACGAAGUGUUCGUUGUCUUGUUACGGUUUAAGAUGCCACAGCAAAAGCUGAACUAUUUAUACGAAUGUGGAGAUAAGGCUGUUGUGGAUUUGUCCGUGUGAUAAAAUGAGAUGCUGAGAUUACAUUAACAGUAUUAAUAUGUAGACGCGCAUUUAUGAUCAAGGAUUAUAUAAAUAAUGACACAUGAGCGACUGUUCGUCACUUUUGUUUCACGUGCAAACUGUUAGAAGAAGCUUAAUAACUUUUUAAAGGGAUUAAAGUAAAUAUUAUUUGACGCAGAUAGUUUAUUAUUUUACUGAUAACAGAAUGAUUUUAUGGUUAGGAAAAGUGUGAUAAAGCGAGUGUGUUAGUGAACGCAAUAAUGUUAGGCAGUCCUUCCAAUAACGGAGGAAUCAGGAUGCUCUCUUCCCCUGCGCACAAUGACGACAGGCGGGUCGAGUUUGUGGCUCUCACGGCUGUGCACACUGAAAGAAGCGAGCCGUCAACUCCAGAGCGCGGACACCCAUCUCACCGCACCGGUUUACUGGGCACACCGCUGCCCGCGCCGCCUGGACCCAGUGCGACCCCUUCCGCCUCCAGCAAACGCUACAGAAAGUUACAGAACUGCCUGUACAACGUGCUCGAGAGACCCAGAGGAUGGGCAUUUAUCUAUCACGCCUUCAUUUUUCUUCUGGUGUUCAGCUGUCUGGUGCUUUCUGUUUUCUCCACCAUUCCAGAAAAUCAGAAAUUCGCCAAUGAGGCGCUCUUCAUUCUGGAGUUUGUGAUGAUCGUGGUGUUCGGUCUGGAGUAUUUUGUGAGGGUCUGGGCUGCCGGAUGCUGCUGCAGGUACAGAGGAUGGCAGGGUCGAUUACGCUUCGCCAGGAAGCCCUUCUGCGUCAUAGACUUCAUUGUCUUUGUGGCGUCGCUGGCAGUGAUAGCGGCGGGCACGCAGGGAAACAUCUUCGCUACAUCUGCCUUGCGCAGCAUGCGUUUUCUGCAGAUUUUGCGUAUGGUGCGCAUGGACCGCAGAGGAGGCACCUGGAAGUUACUGGGCUCGGUGGUGUACGCUCACAGCAAGGAGCUUAUCACAGCCUGGUACAUCGGCUUCCUGGUGCUGAUCUUUGCAUCUUUUUUGGUCUAUUUGGCUGAGAAAGACAGCAACAUUGAGUUUGCUACUUAUGCCGACUCCCUCUGGUGGGGAACUAUAACCCUCACUACAAUCGGUUACGGUGACAAGACUCCACACACCUGGCAAGGUCGACUUUUAGCAGCUUGCUUUGCCCUGUUGGGAGUGUCCUUCUUUGCACUGCCUGCUGGCAUCCUGGGGUCAGGUUUUGCUCUGAAGGUUCAGGAGCAACACCGACAGAAGCACUUUGAGAAGAGAAGGACCCCCGCUGCCAACCUCAUACAGGCUGCAUGGCGUCUCUACUCAACAGAUGCUCAGCAUUCUUAUCUCACAGCUACCUGGUAUUUCUAUGACAGUAUGCUGCCGUCUUUCAGAGAACUGACAUUAUUGUUCAGUCACCUCCAACGGCCGCGUAGCGCCAAGAAGGUUCUCCAGAACUCCUACCACACCUUGCUGUCGGGGCUCCGGCCGUAUAGCUCUCCCUACCUGUCGGGAGACAGCGGGAAACUUGGAUUCCGUGACCGCAUAAGGAUGAACAAUUCCCGUUCCUCUCAAGCGAUCCGCAGCAAGGCUUCUCCUUUACCCCCGGGAAACGUGCGCCGCUCACCUAGCACCGAGAACAUACCAGAAGCCACCAGCCCCGGUAAGGUCCAGAAAAGCUGGAGCUUCAAUGAUCGGACUCGAUUCCGUACCUCCCUCCGCCUCAAACCACGACCUGCUGUGGACGUCGAGGGAGUUGGAGAGGAGAACACAGAAGACAAAUCUUACUGUGAUGUUGCCAUGGAAGAUGUCAUACCAGCUGUGAAGACCCUGAUUCGAGCCGUUAGGAUUCUCAAAUUCCUGGUGGCCAAGCGUAAGUUUAAAGAAACGCUCCGGCCCUAUGAUGUAAAGGAUGUGAUCGAGCAGUACUCGGCCGGACACCUCGAUAUGCUUGGCAGAAUCAAAAGUCUGCAGAUGAGGGUGGAUCAGAUUGUGGGACGUGGUGCCAUUUCAACAGAUAAAAAGUCGAGGCCUGAGAAAGGAGAAAAGACUCCUCCUGAUCUGGAACAGAUGGAUGAAUUAAGCAUGAUGGGGCGUGUAGUGAAGGUGGAGAAGCAGGUGCAGUCUAUUGAAAACAAGCUGGACCUCCUGCUGAACUUCUAUUCCCAGUGCCUGAAAAAGGGCUCGUCCCAAUUCACGCUCUCGUCCUUGCUGGAACCAGACCAGACCUCGGACUACCACAGCCCUACUGAUCAACGUGACCUCUUCCCUUCUGCCACCACCCUUAAUAUCUCCCACUCAGACAGCGGCAACAUAGAAUGACCCGCAGGGAAACUGUGGGAAACUGACUGUACCAUCAGGGCACUAAUCCAAAGGCUAAAUACCUCCCUACAUUAACCAACUGCAACACAAGUCAUAUCGCACGCUCUCAAAAACGAAUCAAAAAACAAUCGUGGCAUCCAUGCAUGGGUUCGUCCUUUGCACAGCUGGAUAGUGGCCUCUUACCCUCUUUUUCUAGAGUAUGCAUUGCAUUUCAUCAUUUUUGUUCGUCCUUUAACAUGCACACAGUAUAGGUAAGAAAAAUCCUCACUUGUGCCUGUUGGUUACUUUUCAUCGAUUCAAGACUAUAUUGUCAGAAAAAUAAUCUCAGUGGAUGAUGCCAUUGAGGUUCACUCUGCAUUCUGUGAACAUUUACAGCGGAGACCUUUUUAGCAACUACAAACUUUUCAGUCUUCCGAAAUAUAUGUAGAAAAAUCACUGCUGUAAAACUUUCUCCUCUCAACUUUCUUUUAAACAACAAACAUUGUCGUUAUGUCAUGAAUGGUGUUCCUUUCUGGAACUCUUAGUGCCAAUAUUGUUUCUUGGUUUUGGUUUUUGAUAAUCAUUAGGCCCUCAGAGCAAUUCUAUUUUUCUGUCUUUUUUUUGUAAAAAACAAACAGGGCGUUGUGUAUCUAAACUGAAUUUGAUUCUGGACACUUGGCCAUGGCCUUACACUUUGACCUGAUGCAACAGACCCCUUGUGCCAUGAGAAGACACCGAGCUUCUAAUGAAUGUACGGCCUACAGUACACUUUCUUCGUCUAUGUGUCAUGAACCAUGUCCUUCAAGAGAAUGACCUCACAGAAUGAAGCAUACGUAUGAUGGACUCUGUGACCAAGGUACAUUGGACAGCAUUCUCACCAAAGCAUCAUCUCCUGUCAUCUUGCAUGGUCCCCCUGGCAUUUCAUGAAGGAAGGAACUUAAAAAAAUGAGUCUAUGGCUGUGUCCGAAAUAGCCCCCUUUACCCAAAUAAAGUGCAGUAUUUGAGGGGACAUCCAAUUUUUGUGGCGCUGAAUGAAUUCCCGCGUCUCGGCAGAAGGUGGCGCCCGCAGCAUUUCCAGUGCACCGAGUGUCCGAAUUUACUCACUCGUUUUCACCUGCUCCUUAAAGUGGACUAAAAUAGUGAACCGAUUUAGGGAAUAGUGGAUGAGGGUAAUCGGUAGAGUGGGCGAUUUCGGACGCAGCCUAUGUGAUGAAGCGCUCAGGUUUCCUUCCUGCAUCUCUGUAGCUUGUUGGGUCACUCUUUGCCACUGCAUCAUAGCUAAAGCCCACAGUGCAAAAAAUCGAAGAAACAAACAAAAAUAUUCAAAUAGCCAGCAUUAAAGUGCAUGUUAGUGGCGCUGUGCCUUGGUUAGUUUGUUUUCAUUUAGUGGAAUUAGUUAUAAAAGAGGCAAUUCAUAUGCCCUUCUCUCCUCUAUGUCUUGAAGCCCAUUUCCUCAUUAUGCAUGAUCCAACUGAGAUCAAGGCCGAGGGUCACUGCUUCUCUUCUGAAGUCUAUAUUUCUCCCUAAAUGUGACUCUUGAUUAGUUGAGAUUAGAUUGGGAUUUAGGACUAAGGUCUUUCGCUGGAGUGUUAACUUUGGACCUCACGAUGACCUUGUUUUUGCUUCUUUUAUCAUCCCUUUGAGAUCAAUAGGUCAGAGGUUAUUUUUUAGCUCAAGGAUUAAAUUGAUCCGUCUGGCAUGGUGUUAUACUUAUCAUACAUCCAUUAUCUCUUUCACGAAAAUAAUUCUUAUGUUCUCUCAAACGUGCCCUUAACCUCAGCCAUGUACAGACAAAGCAUUUUCAGGACUGAGAAGAUUAAGAGUCGUUCAGAAAGGCAUUAGUCUGAGUGCAUGAACUCGACAUUAGUAUCUAUGCAUGCAGUUUUGGGAAAGGUUCCAGCUUCAUAGGAGAUGCUGCAGACAGCAUGGAGGUGAUUGUAUGGGAUACAGCACUCCUCUGCCUUACUGACACAACUAGAGCACACUGACCAUGUGUUUACGGUACAACGGUGGACCUAAGUGAUUUUUUAGGCCACUUGUCAUGGCAUUAUUUCAGCAUUCUAAUGGACAGAACUGGAGUACAGAAUUCAAACAUAUCAUUUUCUACAUUCACUUUUUCUUUGCACAUUUACAGUAUUUUGGAAAAUACAAUUUUCCUUUUGCAGUUUUGUAUUUGAUUUUACUAUAACAAUCUGUCUCAAUUGCUUUGGUUUGUUCUGGUAUUGCUAUGUCGCUUUUAAAUCUGUAUUUCUGUUUUCAUCUGCACAUGCUCUUACUUCUCUGUCCCUUUAAGCAGAACACUGAACCUUUCAGCCAUUAAGUAAAAUAUGAUAUAUUUUUGUCCUUAUGACAUGAUUAGUAA